Molecule: messenger RNA, 1584 nt
Organism: Triticum turgidum subsp. durum (durum wheat)
Lineage: Eukaryota; Viridiplantae; Streptophyta; Magnoliopsida; Poales; Poaceae
Source: the annotation of a GenBank genome assembly
AUGGCGCUAGCCGGCGCCACCAACGCCACCUUCCGGCCCCGCCUGGUCACCGCCGCCGCUGACACCUCCGACACUAAUACUCGCCGCCGCCACUGGAAGGCCGGCGAGUUCCCAUUUCCCACCACCUCCCCCUCCUCCGGCACGCAGCAGCGCCGGAGACCCCGGACCACGGAGCGCCCGCCCCCACCUCCACCGUCCAAGGGGGAAGACCCGGAAGGGAGAGGGCGCCAGAGGCACUGGAAGGCGGGGGAAGACCCGGAGGGGAGAGGGCGGCAGAGGCACUGGAGGGCGGGGGAGUUCCCGGCGGCGGCCGAGUCCCAAUCCCAGUCCGGGAGGAGGGGCCGCGCUCGCACCCCUAUCAAGAACGUCCAGAAGAGGCUCGACGCGCGCGCCGAUGCCAAGGCCUGGGCCUGCACCGUCACCGAAGCCCUCGCCGACCGCAUCGCCGCCAAGAACUGGCGAGAGGCGCUUCAGGUCUUUGAGAUGCUGAAGGAGCAACCCUUCUACUAUCCCAAAGAGGGCACCUACAUGAAACUCCUCCUGUUGCUGGGGAGAUCAGGCCAGCCUUCUCUAGCACAGCACCUUUUCACCGAGAUGCAACAGCAAGGAUGCCGGCCAACUCCUGAGCUUUACACGGCCUUGAUCGGGGCCUACUGCCGGAAUGGCGUCCUAGACGAGGCACUCAAGCUUCUCGAAUACAUGAAAGCCGCCCCGCUGUGCCAGCCUGAUGUCUACACCUAUAGCAUCCUCAUCAAGGCCUUCGUCGACGCCUCAAGGUUCGACCUCGUCGAUGCUAUGUACAAAGAGAUGGCCGAGCGCUCCGUGGCACCAAACACGGUCACGCAGAACAUUGUUCUCAGUGGCUACUGCAGGGCAGGAAGGCUGGACGAUAUGGAGAAGCUACUCUCGGCGAUGCUUGAAAGUGCAAAUAGUAAACCGGAUGUCUGGACCAUGAACAUUAUCCUAAGCCUGUUUGGGAACAGUGGCCAGGUUGAGCUGAUGGAGAAGUGGUACGAGAAAUUCCGAGGUUAUGGGAUCGAGCCGGAGACUCGGACGUUCAACAUUCUCAUUGGUGCUUACGGGAAGAAGCGGAUGUAUGACAAGAUGUCUGCGGUGAUGGAAUACAUGCGCAGGCUAGCGUUUCCAUGGACGACAGCUACGUACAACAACGUGAUCGAGGCAUUUGCUGAGGCAGGUGAUGCAAAAAACAUGGAGGACACAUUUAACCAGAUGCGCUCAGAGGGGAUGAAGCCGGAUACAAAGACCUUCUGCUGUCUCAUAAAUGGGUUUAGCAACGCAGCCCUUUUCCACAAGGUGGUAGGCAUGGUAAAGCUUGCUGAGAGGCUCGAUGUACCGGCAAAUACAUCUUUUCACAACUCUGUUCUUGCGGCAUGUGCGAAAGCGGAGGAUCUGAUGGAAAUGGAGAGGGUCUUCAGGCACAUGAAGCAUAUGCAGUGUGAACCAGAUGCCAUCACAUACUCCAUCUUGUUGGAAGCUUAUCGGAAGGAAGGAAUGACCGACAAGAUGUACGCUCUACAACAGGAGAACCCAAGUUUGGUUUCGACUGAGCUUGCCAUGGUGUAA